AUGGCUGAAGAAAAUGUGCGUGAGGGACCAGGGACUUCACAUGACCCCCAGGCGGAGAUAGUCCGCUUAAAUGAGAAAGUGGCGCAACUCGAGAGGGAGCUGCAGGAGCGAGAUCGAACGGAGCGGCCAAAAACUCAAGAAGACCUGCCACAGGGUGAUCAGGUGAAUCUCGAGUGUGAAGAUGGGCGUUCGGAAGAGGUGGUUGAAGAUGAGGGCGAGUCUGACAGUGAUGCCGAACUUGUUGACCUUAUGGGAAAGAAUAAGAAGGUGAAAAAGGAGUGGGCUCGAAAAUUGACUAAAUUGGAGCGACAGUGUGAUUACUUGAUGGGAUCCACGCAAGCGGGAGCUAAGGGGAAAGCUCUGUUGAUUGAUAGCUUGUUUUCUACCACAGUGUCCCCCUUUACUGAUCAUAUAAUGUCAUGCCAACUCCCAAGGGGUGCUCGGGAGUGGUUCAGAACUUUGUCCCCUCGUUCAGUCUCGAGUUUUGAAGGCCUCGCCAGGAAGUUUGCGUCUCAAUUUAUGGCAGGCGUUGUCCGGAAAAAGCCUGCUCAACAAUUGAUGACCAUUAAGCAAGGCCCCCAGGAGUCAUUGAGAAGUUACUUGCUCCGCUUCAACCAGGAGAGAUUGGCCGCGGAGACUCAGAAUGAGCAAUUCAUCCAUUGUGCUAUUUAUCAAGGAAUCAGGAAGGAUGGUGCCCUCAUGGCGGACCUAGCAAGAAGACCGGCAGACAGUUUGCAGGAAUUUUAUGAUCGAGCAGAAGAGUUCGUGAACCAGGAAGAAACCCUCCGUGCGUUCCGAGGGGCCGAGGGGCCGACGAAGGAAAACCCCAUGCCGGACAGGAGGUCGAAGCCGAGGACAGCCCCGACAGGAAGGGAGGUUGCCGAGCGGGGACCCGCUAGGAGAGUUGAAAGUUAUCACUGGACGCCCGUGAAUGCUCCGGCGAAGGAGAUUCUCAUGGAGAUCAGAAAGGAUCCGAACUAUAAGGAUCCCUCGCCAAUAAAAGGCCAGCCGCCUCAUUACAACCGGCAUAAGUACUGCCACUACCAUGACUCUUUUGGUCACUAUACAGACAAUUGCAUUUCUCUGAAAGAGGUGAUCGAAAAGUAUAUAGCUGAUGGCAAGUUGAAGCGUUUCAUGGAGAGACGUGAGAGCUCCCCGGACAAGCGCCCUGCGUAUAAGUUUGCCGGGAACCAGGGAUCGUCCGGGCGCGAUGCGCGCCCAGGAAAGCAGCAGUACUAUCGGGAAAGAAAACCGCCUCAACAGCCCCGCAGGGAUGUCCGGGCAGAGAAGUCGCCUCGGCCUGAGCGGAGCAGAAGCCGCGGGAGGCCACAGGAUUCAGGGUGUUUCCCCGAAAUCCAGACUAUAGCUGGAGGCUUUGGAGGUGGAGGCGAGACUUAUUCGGCUCACAAGUCUUAUGCGAAGGAAAUGCGAGAGGUGUCCAUUUACGCGGUCGCGAGGCCGGAAAAAGUUGCGAGGCGCGAGAAGUUAACCAUCACCUUCUCGGAUGAAGAUUACGAGGGGGUAUACUUACCCCAUUCGGAUGCCCUGGUGGUAACCAUGGUUAUAGGAAAUCACAGGAUUCAUCGGGUCUUGGUGGAUAAUGGUAGUUCAGCGGACAUCCUAUAUAAAUCGGCCUUCGACUUGAUGAAAAUUAGUAAGGAUAAGCUCUCUGCUUUCAGAUUUCCUCUGGUGGGGUUCGCAGGAGAACAGGUGAUGCCACUGGGGUCGAUUGAGCUUCAAGUUACGGUGGGCAGCUCCCCAACACAGAAGACAAUUCCGGUAAGAUUUCUUAUUGUCGAUCAACCCUCCGCUUAUAACGCUAUAUUCGGGAGGACAGCUCAAGUGGAGUUGAAAGCAGUAACAUCGAUACCCCAUCUUAAAAUGAAAUUUCCAACGGAUGAAGGGGUGGGAGAAGUCCGAGGAGAGCAAAAGGCAGCCCGUAAGUGUUACAAUGUUUCCCUGGGGGGUCCCUCUCGCCAGGCACACCCUAGUCAGGAGACAGGUCCUGUGGCUAAAUAG
Molecule: messenger RNA, 2019 nt
Organism: Alnus glutinosa
Lineage: Eukaryota; Viridiplantae; Streptophyta; Magnoliopsida; Fagales; Betulaceae
Exons: 2
Coding region: 1-2019 (672 amino acids)
Source: RefSeq, a predicted model, not a curated record